AUGUCAGACCACAACUCAGCCUCUGAUUCAGAGUCCAACAAACAACCUCCAGCAAAUGAAGAAGAGGUUGCUGUCCUGCAGUCUUAUCUCGAGCAAUGGCGCUCAGCUGCUCCAUCGGAGCGUAAGAAUAUCUUGAGAGCAGCUACAAUGGAAGCCCAGACAAAAGCACUGGUAAUGUCCAUCAUAUUGUCCAAGGCUCGCAAAGCGACAUAUGAGACAUGGUUCCGGAACCAUGCAAAGGCCAAGAAACAAGGGAAACCCCUGAUCAAGAUGGGGCAGAAAUGGACCGAGAGAAGUGUCAUAGACACGCUCCGGAAGAAGGAGCUGUUGAAAAAAAUCGAGGACGAGACUGGUGCGAAACCAGGAACAAAGGAGAUGAUGAACCAUUACACGACCUUAAAGAAGCCAAAGAGACAGCCGACUGAAUGGAAUAGUGAGGGCAUUCCGGACGAUGUAAAAGUCGAGAUCGCAAGAAAGAAAGGCGACAAUAUGAUUCGACACUUUGCAUCGGAGAUGUGGAACCGCGCCAGGAUCAGGGUGUUCGUGUUGUCAGCUUGGAAGGAUGGGGAGAGCAAGGUCCAGGUGUCCGGACAUGACUAUAACCAAGAGUUUGGGGGUGCCGAGUCGUUCAUGAAGACUCAGAACUGGAAAGUGAUCGAGCCAGAAUGGGACGUGUAUGCUGCAAGUGUAUUCGAGGGCAAUGUGGACAAAAAUACCGUUGCUCGGAAGAGGGGUAGACAGGACAACACGUAUAGCCUUGACAUCGGGGAUGACGGGUAUCCUGUAAUCCCUGCAUGUGCGUCCAUGGAUUUAGAUACAAAGAAGGCAGUUGUCUGGGCAUUUUUGACAUGGCAUUACAGGAGGUGUUGCGGGGACCCCAAAGUCUCCGUCCCAUGGAAAUAUGUGAUACCCAGGUACAAAAAGAUCAUUCCCGUACAAUAUCUUCCAGAAGGUCACGAUCUCGCUGAGCCAUCGAAAUUAAGGCAGGUCCACGCCACAGAGCUUUUACGGUUUUGGCAUAGCAGACAGGAGGAAGGUGAAGAGCAUGUCUUCGAAUUCAUAGGAUGGUGGGACAAUGAUAGCCAGGACAUCGUCCUUGCAACCGACCAAGAUGGACGUGUCACUAGCCGGGCGCGGCCAAUCACCCAGACGAAGAAAUCAUCCGGAUCAAAGCAAAAGCAGCCCGGUUAUCACGGGCAAUCUACGGCUGGACAAUCUUCUGGUGAAAAGGUGAAGGACAAUAAGCCAGCCGCUGCACGUCGUGCCGGAGUCAAGGUAGUGAAGAGCGCCUCAUCUUCAUCACCCCGAAACAAGAGCGAGAAAUCUAAGAACAAACUCAAGUCAUCCGAGGAGGAUAUUCACUACACAGGGACGGCAGAUGAUAGGUCUUCUGGUGAACUAUCUGAGGACUCGGAUGAUGAUGUGCUACCUCCCGAGAAAGGAAGGCGAAUGGAGGGGAAGAACUUGCGUAGGGGGUCACAAACCCGCCGCCACCAAGCAGCUCUCAUGAGUAGCAGUGACUCUGAAAGCGAGGUCGAACAAGAUGUCCCUUCAAAGGCGAUUGCGGCUUCGGACAAACAUGCCAGGAAGGACAUGGCCCCAAAUAUUAAGGCUCGGACCCCCUACAUAAGCUCAACGGAGAGCAGGGCGCUGGUUAGUCGAGAAAAGGCAGCUGUGAAACAGAAUGCAAAGGGUACUGCAUGCGAUCGAAUCUAA
Messenger RNA from Suillus fuscotomentosus, 1716 nucleotides. RefSeq lists its product as uncharacterized. Lineage: Eukaryota; Fungi; Basidiomycota; Agaricomycetes; Boletales; Suillaceae. The transcript is spliced from 6 exons. The record is from RefSeq and is a predicted model, not a curated record. The coding region runs from base 1 to 1716 and encodes 571 amino acids.